AUGAAUUCAAAACAACAACAAUCACAAAGUAAUAAUAGCAUCAAUCAUCAUCAAAACAGUCAUCAAUACAACAUCAAUAAUAAUAAUAAUAAUAAUAAUGAUGAUGAUGAUUCAAACAAACAUAUGAACAAUCAAGAUAGCUCUUCAACUUCAACAUCUAUACCUCCCCUGACCUUGAUCAUUGAAUCAUUAAAGAGUAGUGGUAGUAAUGGUAGUAGUAGUCGUAAUUUAACAUCAAUUAUAACAUCACUUGGUCAUUUAAAACAAUACUUUACAAGUCUAUCUUCUUUGGAUCAAAAAGUAACAAUAACAUACAAUGUUAUAUUGGAUCUAUUAUUGAAUGAUGUCUAUCAUCAUUGGUAUUAUGCUUUAACUGAUAGUGAUAGGAAUACAUUUGAUUGGAUGUUUACAAGUAAUGAUCUGUAUCUAUUGGAUUCAUUUCUAUUCCUUUCAUUUAGUUUGUCAAAAAGAGAUAGUAAUCGUGAUAGUAGUGAUGAUAGUGAUAGAGGAGUAAUCAUCAAUCAACAAUUAUACUAUGAAUAUCUCUUAAGAAUACUAUCAACAUUUAAUCAAAAGAGAUUAUUACAAAAAGUAUUCAAUACGUUGGAUCAAAGUGGUGGUGUUGGUGGUGGUGGUGGUAAUUCUAUAGAGUUGUUGGUACAAUCUAUAUCUACCAUUCCAGACAAAGUUAGAAAUAUUCAAUUUAAAUCAAAAGUUUCAAACAAUGUACAUUGUUUUCAACACUUUGAAUCAAACCUUUAUUUUGAUAGAUUAUUUAAAGAUAUUAUUAAAGAAUUAUCAAUUAUCAACAACAACAACAAUAACAAGACAACCAACAAUUCACAACAACCAAUCAUCAUUAUUGAACAAUUCUUAUCUUUAUUGAUUUCUAAAUUAUUAAAUAUUGGUUAUAUUGAUAAUGUAAUUGAAUUAUUUGUAAUUCCAUUUAUUCAAGAAAAGAAAAAUAUACAAUUAUUUACAAAGAUUAUGAUCAAUAUGUAUGGUAGUCAAAUUGAUAAAUUUCAAACAAAACUUGUCUAUAAUUUAUAUAAAUAUAAUGAAAAUGUAUAUAAUAAUUUAAUAAUUGUAUUAAAGGAAAUUUGGUAUCAACAACCAACAUCAAUGAUUAUAUUCCAAUUAACAAACAAAUUAUUGGUAAAACAAUAUCCAAACAAUUUAAUGUCACAUAAUUAUUUCCUAAAUCUUUUAUUUUCAAUUUCAGAAAAUGAAAAAUUAAAUAUUGAAACGGUUAGAGAAUUUAAUUUAUCAUCAUUAUUUGUAAAAGGAAUAGAAACUCAUUUAAAGAGUACUAUUCCACUUGUAAAUAUUCAAGGAAUGGUAUUGUCUGAAAAAAUAUCUAAAUUUUUAACUGUAUCUGGUGAUUCAAAUGGUUUGGUUUUUGAUCAUCUUUCAAAAAAAGAUAGAGAAUCUAUUAAUUUAGAUUUUAAUUUGGUAUAUCAAGAAGAAGAAGAACAAAAGAAGAAAGAAUCAGAAAUCAUGAUUACACCUAUAGAUAAGAAAAUACAAUAUCAAUUAGAAUUGGAAAAAGAAUUUAGUCAAUAUGAUGAUCCAAAUAUGUUGGUUAGUUUAGAUAAUCAAGAUGAUGAAGAAGAAGAAGAAGAAAUAGGAAGACCUAAAAUUGAAGAAAUCAAUGAUGAUGAUGAAAAAGAAAUCAAUGAUCCAGAUUAUCUUAAACCAUAUAAUCUAAAUGAUGAUGAAUCUGAUCUUAAACAAGUAAAAAAGAAAUUAUAUUUAAUGGAUUGUUUAAUGGAAUUUCAAACAAAUAAACAUACACCAGAAUCAUGGGAAAGUGCACUUACAUCGAUAUCAUCAAUUGUUUGGAAUAGUAAACCAGAUGAUUUGGAUGAAUUUAGUGUACCAUUGACACGAUCAUUGUUGCAUCUUGCCAAUGAAUAUGGUUUGGAGAAUUUUGAAGUGAUUGUCCAAGAAUCAAUAGUGGCAUUGGCAAUUCAUUCUACUGGUCCAGUGGUAGAUUAUUUAACUAGUACAUUUAGUAAACCAAACUAUAGUAUUGGUCAAAGAUUAACUAUUCUAUCAACAUUGAUAGAUACUGCCAAAUAUCUAUCAAAUUAUGAUAGUAGAGUUGUAAACCAAUUAGAUCAACAAAGAAAACAAUUACAACAAGAUUUACAAUCAUCAAACAAAUUUAUAAUUGACCCAAAUAAUAACAGUAAUAAUAAUAAUAAUAACGUGAUUGGAACAAUAAUUAGAAAAAGAGAAAUUAGAUCGGAUAGAGUGACAAAAUGUAGUACAAUGGAUUUAAUUGGUUUGGAUCAUCAUUUAUUCUCUCGGUUAAUACAUGCACUUGGAUUGUUUAUUGAUUGUGCAGGUAAUUCACCAAGUACAAGAUCAAUGUCUAGAGAAUUGAUUCAUUUUAUUUGGCCCUAUCGUUAUCAAGAGGAUCAAUCCAUUAAAAGAGCUAUUUUAUUUUCAAUCUCUAGAGUAUUUUAUUUACUAGACAAGGAUAUAAUAACUUCUGAUUAUCAAGAUGAAUUGGAAGAAAUUAUUCAAUAUUUAAUUUGUAUUAAUAUCUAA
Messenger RNA from Cavenderia fasciculata, 2556 nucleotides. Its product is annotated as Telomere length regulation protein. NCBI's taxonomy places the organism in Eukaryota, Evosea, Eumycetozoa, Acytosteliales, Cavenderiaceae. Gene Ontology annotation, biological process: telomere maintenance via telomerase; protein stabilization. The transcript is spliced from 7 exons. Bases 1 to 2556 code for a protein of 851 amino acids. Gene Ontology annotation, cellular component: cytosol. Gene Ontology annotation, molecular function: Hsp90 protein binding; telomeric repeat DNA binding. The record is from RefSeq and is a predicted model, not a curated record.